Scutellospora calospora is the source of this 2151-nucleotide messenger RNA. Lineage: Eukaryota; Fungi; Glomeromycota; Glomeromycetes; Diversisporales; Gigasporaceae. The record is from the annotation of a GenBank genome assembly.
AUGGAUCGUGAGUCUGAUCUAUUCAAAGUGGAUCGCACACCUCCUCGUGAGCAAGAGCAAACGCAUCCUGCACUUCAAAGUUUUGCUCAGCAACGACCAUCAAUCAACGCACAUCCAAUACCACAACUUCAUAUGACACCGCCCUUUCGACCACUUCUACCUUCCGGCUGGACUGAACAUCGUGCUCCUAAUGGACAGUUUUAUUACUACAACGCUGCGACAGGUCAAAGUACCUGGGAAAGGCCGGCGAUGGCUCCACCUCCCCCUCCCCUUGGCCCACCUCAUAUGAGCGGUGGUAUAGUUUCGCAUUCAUUUCAGCAGAUGCCUACAGUUAUGUCAUUACCGAUUCAACAGCAAAACUUUCCGCUUCAACAUCAAAAGGAACCUCCUAAAGAGAAAACAAAGAAGGAAAAGGCAAAAGUAAAAAAACCAAUUCCAGAUACAAAGUGGUCCAUUGUCACUACAACAGAAGGUAAUGAGUUUUAUUUCAAUUCCGAAACAAAACAAUCUGUAUGGCAAGUUCCAGAGGAAAUUGCGGAUGCAGUUAAAACAUUUAAAGAAUCAGAAGAAAAGGAAGCUCAAGCAUUACAAGAUACUAUUGGAGUCAAAAGAAAAGCAAAUGAUGAAGAGCAAAUGACCGGUGAGGAGGUGAAGAGAGCUAAAGGAGGAGGCAUAGAAAAUGCAGAAAAUGAAGGAACAGAAUUAACUGAGGAAGAUAUUGCCUUUCAACUUCAAUUUAUGGAAGAACAAGAACGGCAAGAACUAUUGUCUACAACUGGUAGUGGCGAUUCAGGUGAUAAUGAUAAUUUUGCCAUGCAUGAGAUAGGUGAUGAGGACUCUCAGGCGCAAAUUAAAGAUAAAGACAAAGAAUUAGAACUUUCGCCUGAAGAACGUAUGCUAAUGUUCAAAGCUCUUUUGAGGGAUAUGGAUGUAUCACCAUUUGCGAUGUGGGAAAAAGAAUUGCCAAGGAUUAUACAUGAUCCAAGAUAUACAUUAAUUACAACAUUGAAACAGCGAAAGGAAAUUUUUGAUGAAUAUUGCAAAGAACGAGUUGUGGAAUUAAGGGCUGAAAAAAGCAAUAAAGCAAAAAAUUUAACUGCCAAAGAAGAGUAUUUGGGACUUCUUGAAGAGGAAACAUCUCACCGUUCUCAUUGGGAUUCCUUUAGAAAAAGUUUUAAAAGAGAUCCGAGAUUCAAAAAUUUCUCGGAUGAUAAAGAAAGGGAAAGGGUAUUCCGUAAGCAUAUCCAUGAAUUGAAAGAGAUGGAAGCAGAACGUAAGAGAAUACAACAAAAAAAGGCACAGGAAGAUUUCAUGAAACUUUUGAGAGAAAUAAGAGAAAUAAAGCCUGAUUCUAGUUGGCGCAAGGUAAAGCGCUUGAUUGAUGAUGAUCCACGAUAUAUUGCAGUUCAAUCAUCAAGCUUAAGGGAGGAAUUAGAAGAGACAAGUUUAAAGAAUAGAGAAGCCCAAGUGAGAAGUGAGAGGCGAUAUCAGAAUUAUGAUAGGAAUUCUGCAAAGAGAAAAGCGAUGCGUGAAAAGUCUAUUCUUGCAUUCCAAACGCUUUUAAUUGACUUAGUGCGGACUCAUGAGACCACAUGGGACGGCAAGAAACAUAGUUUAGAACAAGAUCCACGCUUCCACGGUGAAGGACUCGAAGAUAAUGAUAGAGAACGUCUUUUUAAUGAUCAUGUUGAUGAUAUAUACCAAAAACGCCUAAAAUUAUAUCAUCAACUUCUCAGUCAACAUGUAAAACUAGAUACCACUUGGAUUGAGAUUCAACCAAUUAUUAAAGAAGAUCCACGUGCAGUGCGUCUUUCAAAGAAUGAGACUCUGUUAGAAGAGUUAUUUGAUAAAUACUUGGCUAGAGAGAUUGAAAAGGCUAAAAGAGAAUUUUUAGAACUCUUGAAAGAAAAUCAAUUCAUAGAAUAUAGGACACGCAUGGUUCAAUUAUCAGAGAACGGCGCAAAAGACGAAACAGGUGCAGAAAAAGAGAAAGCUCGUGGGUUGACUAAAGAAGAAGUUCAUGAUGUGCUCAAGGAGGAUAAUCGAUAUUUGGUUUUAAACCAUAUGCCCGAAGUCCGUGAUGAAUUAAUCGCGGAAUAUAUGAAUAAUUUUGAAGCUCCAAAAAUGACUGUGCAUCAAGGGCGUGAUUGA